AAUGCCUCAUUGCCUCACCUUACCUCAAGCAGGGAGGAGCUGAAAGCUGAUCCCACUGCAAACAAAGAGCGGCUGAGUAUUUCAACCACAGCACUUCCUGUUGCAGCUGUGAAGCUGAUCGGGACUCUCAGCAUGGCAGCCCAAGCAGCUAUCAACAUGGCUUCCGUGUCAUUUGAAGUACAGCUCAGGUGCAGCAUCUGUCUGGACACCUACAUCGACCCCGUCUCCAUCCCAUGUGGACACAACUUCUGCCUGGACUGCAUCGAAGGCUUCUGGGACACAAAGGACACAUCAGACUGUCCGCUGUGCAAAGAGACCUUCAGUAAACGUCCAGAGCUCAGGAUCAAUCGAGGAUUUGCCGAGAUCAUUGAAUUCUUGAACAGGUCAGUCACACAAAAUCAAGAGGAGGAUGUUGAUGCCGGGAGCGAGACACAUUCCCCGUACCAACUUGCUGAGACUGAAGAAGUUCCCUGCGAUAUCUGCCACGAAAACAAAUCAAAAUCCGUCAAGUCUUGCCUGGUGUGCCAGUCAUCUUACUGUGAACUUCACCUGACACCACAUGUGAGGGAUCCAGUGCUGCAGAGACACCGGCUGACAGAUCCAGCAACCUUCCCCAGCAGUCAGCUCUGCAGAAACCACAACAAGCCGCUGACGAUGUUCUGCAAGAGAGACCAGAUGCCGGUUUGUCUGAAAUGCACCGAGAGGGAUCACAAACGCCAUGAAAUCGUCACCAUGGAGAAGGAGAGCAAGAAGAUCAGGACUGAUUUGAGGCAGGCGAAGGUCGACAUUCAAGAGAUGAUCAAUGCCAGACUGAGAAAAACGGAGCAGAUAAAAAAUUCAGAGCAUCUAAGCAAAAAGGUCACAGAGAGAGAGAUACAGCACAGCGUUCAGGUCUGCACCAUGCUGAUCAGUGCCAUUGAGAGACAACAGGUGUGGCUGGUCGAGGAGCUCCAGGUGAGGCAGGAGGCUGAGGACAGGAGAGCCGAGGAGCUGCUCGACGAGCUGGAUCAGGAAAUCAAUGAGCUGCAGAUGAGGAGCAGCGAGCUGCAGCACCUGGAGCUCACUCAGAACCCUCUUCACCUCCUACAGAGUUUCCCAUCUCUGAGAAAAUUCCCAUCCAUGAAAGAGUGGUCCAAGGUUGCGGUCCACUCGGAUAACUGCAUGGGGACUGUGAGGAAAGCCGUCUCUAAGCUUGCAGACGUCUGCCAGGAACUUGCGCACAAAUUGUGUGCAGAAGAAGCAGACAAGAUGAAUCAAUAUGCAGCUGACAUCACUCUGGAUCCCGAGACGGCUUCAGGCUGGCUGGUCUUGUCUCCAGACAGAAAGAAGGUGAGCCUCAGCAGCCAAAACAAGAGGGCCUCACUCCCCAGCAAUCCUAAGCAGUUCGACUCCUGCAUCUGCAUUUUGGGGAAACAAAGCUUCACAUCUGGAAGACACUACUGGGUGGUUCAGGUGGCAGAUAAAACAGACUGGGAUCUUGGCGUGGCCAGGGAGUCCAUCAACAGGAAGGGGGCCAUCACCGUGCGUCCUGACAGCGGUUACUGGGCCAUCUGCCAGCGGAAAGGUGGCAGCCUCAACGCCUGCGUCAGCCCCUCCGUCACCCUCCACCUGCAGAAAACCCCUCAGAAAGUCGGUGUGUUUCUGGACUAUGAAGCAGGGUCAGUGUCCUUCUACGACGCAGAAGCAAAGACUCACAUCUACACCUACAGCGGGUGCACCUUCACCGAGCCUCUCUACCCGUACUUUAACCCCUGUCUUCAUGACAACGGGAAGAACACGGCCCCGCUGAUAAUCUGUCCUGUCGAGGGAAGGGUCAGGGAGGGACAGGAAAUUACCCUCGAGUCAGAUGUCUGAAGUGACAUGAGAACAGAUUAUGUAAAUAUAUAAUUUAAUCCUUUUUUGUUUGUACUGUAACAGUUGAGGACCAACACUGGCCAUCAACAGACUGAGAUUCAUCAGUUAUUUCUCGGCAUGAAUCGUUUUACCACAUUUUCGCAGCUAAUUCAAAUGAAUCUUUGCGAAUACCUGAGUCAUGCGUAUGUAAAUGUACUGUACAUAAAAUGCUUUAAGUUUUGCUGAAGGCACUGCAAAACUAAUAGUCGAAAAGUAUAACUUGAGAUUAAAAAAAAUGUGCAGCUGAAAUAAAGCUGAAAUUUAGAUUUUGAAAUAAAAACUGUGAAAUAGUGUCA
Scatophagus argus is the source of this 2189-nucleotide messenger RNA. RefSeq names its product E3 ubiquitin-protein ligase TRIM39-like. The coding region runs from base 133 to 1854 and encodes 573 amino acids. NCBI's taxonomy places the organism in Eukaryota, Metazoa, Chordata, Actinopteri, Scatophagidae. The record is from RefSeq and is a predicted model, not a curated record. Gene Ontology annotation, molecular function: zinc ion binding; protein binding. The transcript has 10 exons.